Molecule: messenger RNA, 2034 nt
Organism: Punica granatum (pomegranate)
Lineage: Eukaryota; Viridiplantae; Streptophyta; Magnoliopsida; Myrtales; Lythraceae
Source: RefSeq, a predicted model, not a curated record
CCUUGAAAGGAGUGUGAUUUGCGUCAUUGGACCUUUUCCAAAAAGAUCGCUAUUUCUAUAGCUUAGCAAUAGCUAGCUAGCAACCUCAACUGUUCAAUUCAAUUCAUAAAUGCCACUCAUGAUCAACUCUCAUCAUGGGAGGAGAUCUAUAUAUAUGCUCUAUGUGUUCCAUUCAAUUCCCUCUAAGCUUAGCUAAACCUCAAAACAUCUCAUAUUAAGGUUGUGCUCAUUCUAAUGGCACCAGAGGAAUUUCUAGGGAAUCAAACUCCGGCCACCACCACCACCCCAGCUCAUGCGGCAGUCAUUUUUGGCGUGACUGGUCUGGUAGGCAAGGAGCUCGCUCGAAGGUUGACCUUGAAACCCAGUUGGAAAGUCUAUGGGAUCGCCCGGAGACCUGAACCUGAGCCCGUGGAGAGUUCCAAGUACCAUUUCAUCUCUUGUGAUCUCUUAGACCCUCUAGAGACCCAACAGAAGGUGUCCGUAUUGGAAGACGUGACUCACAUGUUUUGGGUCACCUGGGCGAGCCAGUUCCCCUUGGAUAGCCCGGAAUGCUGCCAGCAGAACAAGGCCAUGAUGGGCAAUGCUCUUAAUGCCCUCCUCCCCAGGGCAACUUCCCUGAGGCAUGUCUCCCUCCAAACGGGGCUUAAGCACUAUGUCUCCCUUACCAGACCUCACUUCGAUGGCCGGGAAGUCCAGAACUUUGACGAGGAAUGUCCUAGAGCGAUCGCAAACUACAACUUCUACUAUGAUCUAGAGGACCUCCUCAGGGAGAGACUAGCAGGUAAGGUGGCAUGGUCGGUCCAUCGGCCAGGUCUAAUCAUGGGGAGCUCCUACAAGACCCUGUACAAUUUCAUGGGCAGUUUGUGCGUUUACGGGACCAUGUGUAAACAUUUGAAUCUCCCGUUCACUUUUGGCGGGACCCGAGAGCGGUGGGAGGAAGUCUCCAUUGAUGGCUCCGAUGCUCGGUUAGUGGCAGAUCAGCACAUUUGGGCUGCCACCACUGACUCGAUCGCUUCCAGAAAUGGGCAAGCUUUUAAUUCGGUGAACGGCCCAAGCUUCACUUGGAGGGAGAUUUGGCCUUCAAUCGGGAAGAGGUUCGGUUUGCAAGUAACUCAGGAGGCCAUGUUCCAGCAAGACUACUGGUAUUCAUCUGCGAUGGCUGAUAAGAACAAGGUCUGGAGGGAGAUUGUGAAGGAGGAAGGGCUCGUCGAGAUGGAGAUGGAGGAUCUAGCCAACUGGGGAUUCCUGGACGUCCUGUUCCGUUGCCCUGUGAAGCUGCUCGGGACCCGGGACAAGGCCGACAAACUCGGGUUUGGCACAAGAUAUAAGACACUCGACUCGAUCUAUUACUGGAUCGAUUUCAUGAGACAUGAGAAGCUGAUCCCUUAAUUAAUCGAACUCUUCUCUUUCUCGUUAAUUUGUUCGAUUGAUGAAAAGAUAUGGACUGAACAAUAUGUAUUGAGGUGAACCACUAACUGAAUCCUCCCCCGCAAUAAUUUCUAUGAUUUCCUUCACUUCACAUCACAUGGUUUCUCUUUUGACUGCCUCUCAUUGUUCCUUCCCUACCGUGUUUUAUGACACUCGCUUGUUAUUUGGUAUCAACGUGUCUGUAUAUUACUAGCUGUAUAGUGUGUGUAUAUAUUAUAUAAAUGCAAGCACGUCUGUAAUGUUUGGAAUACAUCAACUCAAGGCAGAGGUCAGGGACUCAACGUUAGUUUUUUUUUUUUUUUUUUUUUAAGUAGUUGGUUUUGAAAAUAAGAUUUAAUGCAGCAGCAUCGUCAUUAACCUGCUCGAAACUUCUUCUAAAAAAAUCUCAUCCAUGUAGCUGAUGAAUUUUCAAUUUUAUGAUACAAGAAGUUGAUUAAAUGACCUUCCUGUUUGCCCUGGAACAAGAAAUUCAACCUCUCAUCUCACACGAGUCGUCUGUUUUAAGAUGAGCAAAGUUCUACCGGCCUAAGAUGGGUCGAAUGUUGACAUCAAUAUUACUAGCACGAGCAAGCAUUUCUAGGACGCCUCAACUCGAUGGAUAUAUUC